Molecule: messenger RNA, 3548 nt
Organism: Gekko japonicus
Lineage: Eukaryota; Metazoa; Chordata; Lepidosauria; Squamata; Gekkonidae
Gene: SRRM1
Product: serine/arginine repetitive matrix 1
Exons: 18
Coding region: 50-2767 (905 amino acids)
Biological process (GO): regulation of mRNA splicing, via spliceosome; mRNA processing
Cellular component (GO): spliceosomal complex
Molecular function (GO): RNA binding
Source: RefSeq, a predicted model, not a curated record
UGCUGGGAUACGGAGCAGUGCUCUCUGCGGCCAGGCAGGAGGAGUCAAGAUGGACGCGGGAUUCUUCCGCGGAACAAGCGCAGAACAGGAUAACCGUUUCAGCAACAAACAGAAGAAGCUCCUGAAGCAACUGAAGUUUGCAGAAUGCCUAGAAAAGAAAGUGGACAUGAGCAAAGUAAACCUGGAAGUAAUCAAGCCUUGGAUAACAAAAAGAGUAACAGAAAUCCUUGGAUUUGAAGAUGAUGUAGUAAUUGAGUUUAUAUUCAACCAGUUGGAAGUGAAGAAUCCAGAUUCCAAAAUGAUGCAAAUCAACCUGACUGGAUUCUUGAAUGGGAAAAAUGCUAGAGAGUUCAUGGGGGAACUGUGGCCAUUACUGCUGAGUGCACAAGAAAACAUUGCUGGUAUUCCAUCUGCUUUCCUGGAGCUGAAGAAAGAAGAAAUAAAACAGAGACAGAUUGAACAGGAAAAAUUGGCUUCUAUGAAGAAACAAGAUGAAGACAAAGAGAAGAGAGACAAGGAAGAUAAAGAAAACAGAGAAAAAAGGGACCGGUCUAGAAGCCCUAGACGGCGCAAAUCAAGAUCUCCUUCCCCUCGAAGGCGCUCUUCCCCUGUGAGGAAAGAGAGGAAACGCAGCCAUUCCCGUUCCCCCCACCAUAAAACUAAGAGUCGUAGUGUUACUCCUGCACCAGAAAAGAAAGAAGAGACUCCUGAGCCAGAGCCUUCAAUCAAAGUAAAAGAAACAUUGAUACAGGAAGCAACAUCUACUAGUGAUAUCUUGAAAGUACCUAAAAUUGAGCCUAUGCCAGAUACUAAAGAAAUAUCUCCAGAAAAAGUUUCAAAGAAGGAAAAAGAGAAAGAAAAGGAGAAGAAUCGUCAAAGGACUCCAUCCCGAUCCAAGUCAAGGUCAAAAUCUCGCUCGCGCUCUCAGUCUCAUUCAAGACCAAGAAGGCGUCAUAGAUCACGAUCAAGGUCUUAUUCACCAAGGAGACGGCCCAGCCCAAGACGGCGCCCCUCUCCUCGGAGGAGAUCCCCACCAAGACGCAUUCCACCUCCACCCAGGCACAGAAGGAGCAGAUCUCCUGUGAGGCGGAGGAGGCGGUCGUCAGCAUCUUUGUCAGGAAGCAGUUCUUCCUCUUCCUCUUCACGUUCCCGAUCUCCACCAAAAAAGCCACCUAAGAGGGUUGUCUCCAGCCCUCCUCGUAAAACACGUAGACUGUCUCCUUCUGCAAGUCCUCCUAGGCGAAGGCACAGGCUAUCCCCACCUCCAAGUCCACCCCCAAAGCCACGCAGGUCUCCAACACCUCAGCAGUCAAUUCGUGUGAGAAAGGCCCGAGGCUCAGUUUCUCCCAGCAGAACAUCAGCAGCCAAACAUAAAAGUACUGAAAAAAGGGAAUCUCCCUCACCGGCACCGAAGACGAGAAAAGUAGAACUGUCAGAAUCAGAAGAUGACAAGGGUGGCAAAAUGGCAGCUGCAGAUUCUGUGCAACAAAGACGACAGUAUAGAAGGCAGAACCAGCAGUCUUCAUCAGAUUCUGGCUCAUCAUCUUCCUCUGAAGAGGAACGGCUAAAAAAGUCAAAUGUAAAGAAUGGUGAAGUGGGCAGGCGCAGACGGCACUCUCAUUCCCGCAGCCCAUCUCCUUCUCCACGAAAAUGGCAGAAAGAUUCUUCCCCUCGGAUGCAGAUGGGAAAGAGGUGGCAGUCGCCAAUUGUAAAAAGUAGGAGGAGGAGAAGCCCCUCACCACCUCCAGCCAGAAGACGGCGGUCUCCUUCUCCAGCCCCACCUCCAAGACGGCGCCGGUCACCUUCUUUACCACGCCGAAGGUCUCCAUCACCACCUCCUCGCCGGCACUCUCCCACACCUAGAAGAUAUUCUCCUCCAAUACAAAGAAGAUAUUCCCCUUCACCACCACCAAAGCGAAGAACAGCUUCUCCCCCGCCCAAGCGAAGGACGUCUCCUUCUCCACAGCCGAAGCUCAGAGUCUCUCGAUCUCCCCCACCAAAACAAAGAAGCUCUCCGCCUCCCAAGAGACGGUCGCCAUCCAUAUCUUCCAAGCACAGGAAAGGAUCCCCACCCAGCAGGUCUAACCGGGAAGCCCGCUCCCCCCUGCAGAACAAACGGCAUUCACCAUCCCCACGGCCCAGGCCUUCCCGUACCUCUUCAAGUCCCCCACCACUACGCAGGGGACCUUCAUCUUCACCUCCACGGCGGCUGUCUCCAUCUCCAAGCACCAGGCCUAUCAGGAGAGUGUCAAGGACCCCAGAGCCCAAGAAGUCAAAGAAGCCUUCCACGCCGAGUCCGCAUUCUGCAAGAAGGGAAUCUUCAUCCAGGUCUGUGUCAGGAUCACCUGAGCCACCCCCCAAGAAACUUCAAGCCCCUCCAUCUCCUGCUCAGUCUAGGUCACCUUCUGCUCACUGGUCUCCUCCAGCCCCUGCAAAGAAGGCUAAGAGUCCUACACCAAGUCCAUCGCCUGUCAGGAACUCUGAUCAGGAAGGCAGUGGCAAGAAGAAGAAGAAAAAGAAGGAUAAGAAGCAUAAAAAAGAUAAAAAGCACAAGAAACACAAAAAGCAUAAGAAGGAGAAAGCUGCAGCAGCAGCUGCUGCAAUGGCUGUGUUUCCCACAUCAGCGCCAGAAGACCAAGAGAAAAUUACAGAGCCCAAAAAGGAGACUGAGAGUGAACCAGACGAUAACCUCGAUGAUUUGGAAAAACAUCUGCGUGAGAAAGCACUGAGGUCAAUGAGGAAGGCGCAGACAUCUCCGCCCUCUUAGGCUGAAGCAGGAGUUUGAUCUAAUGUACAUUUUAUUUGGUUUGUACUGAGACUUCAAUUUCAAAAUUGCUAAAAUGUGUUUGAGCUUUAGACUUUAACAUUGAUUGUAACAAUUGCUUAGGUUGACCAUGUUUAAAAGAAAAAGGGCAUGGAUCUUCAUUACAGAAAAGCAUUCACAGUGUACUAGUGACAUCUUUGACAGCUGACAUCUGUUUCACUAUAAUUUUUUAAUGCAGUGUUUCUCCCUCCUCCCCGAGACAGACCUCUCAAUUUCUUGGUUUGCCACCCUGGAAAUGUCCUAAGCAUUUGCAAUUUGACUUCCCGACACAAGUCAAUUUUGGUCUUGUAUACAGAGGCAAGCCACUAUUUAUGCAUUUAAAAAAAAAAACCCUAGCAAGAACACUUGUGAAUCCCCAGGUUUUUCUGUGGUUGCCUGCAUUGUCUCUGCUUGAAGACCAAGGUUAGAAUUUGGAGAUGGCACCUACUUAAGCCUGAACACAGCGUGUUCACGGUAGUGCAACAGGUUUAUUUAGAACACUGGAAUUUCAUUUGUACCUAACUUCUCCCCCACCACCACCCCUUCUUAAAGGCAGUUCCCACGAUCAGCAGUCUCAGCAAAGUUUUGCAUACAGUUUCGUUCUGUGAAAUGUUGUUGCCCCAAUCAUAGUUUUCUUUCCUCCUCUCCUUGUCUUGUUGUGAUCCUUCAAAAUAGUGUGCAACUUUCAGAGCUGUGGUCUCUCAAAGUCAGAAGGACCUGAACUUUGGAUAUUGUCAUGUUCUCA